CCCUCAAACCCUUCCCUGAUUGGCUGAGAAUCCAGGAACGGGCGUUAACCUCAAGGAAGUCGUGGCAAGAUGGCGUCCCUGGAUCGGGUGAAGGUUCUGGUGUUGGGAGACUCAGGUGUUGGGAAAUCUUCUCUCGUCCAUCUUCUAUGCCACAAUCAAGUGCUGGGAAAUCCAUCAUGGACUGUGGGCUGCUCGGUGGAUAUCAGAGUUCAUGACUACAAAGAAGGAACCCCAGAAGAGAAGACCUACUAUAUAGAAUUAUGGGAUGUUGGAGGCUCUGUGGGCAGUGCCAGCAGUGUGAAAAGCACAAGAGCAGUGUUCUACAACUCUGUAAAUGGUAUUAUUUUAGUACAUGACUUAACAAAUAAGAAGUCAUCUCAAAACUUAUAUCGAUGGUCAUUGGAAGUUCUCAACAGAGAUUUGGUUCCAACUGGAGUCCUGGUGACAAAUGGGGAUUAUGACCGAGAACAAUUUGCUGAUAAUCAAAUCCCACUGUUGGUAAUAGGGACUAAACUGGACCAGAUUCAUGAAACCAAGCGCCAUGAAGUUUCAAUUAGGACUGCUUUCUUGGCUGAAGACUUCAAUGCUGAAGAGAUUAAUUUGGAUUGCACAAACCCACGGUCCUCAGCUGCAGGCUCCUCCAAUGCUGUCAAGCUCAGUAGAUUUUUUGAUAAGGUCAUAGAGAAGAGGUACUUUUGUAGAGAAGGUAAUCAGAUUCCAGGCUUUCCUGAUCGGAAGAGGUUUGGAGGAGGGACCUUAAAGAACUUCCAUUAUGACUGAGUUGCACUCACCCUUUGGAAGAGUGAGUGAGCAGUGGCAGUUUUCACAGCUUUCCUCUUGCUGUGUCAGGCUAUUGACUUCUCAGGCUUUGAUACAAACAUCUCAAAAUGCUACCUCACCCUCUCAUGGAAAAUUGAAAGAAAGCAACGACUCGGAAGAACCUGCUUUGCCCCUGUUUUCUGUGUUGCUCACCUCCCUGUCCCCAUUGAUAGCUUCUGUAAAAGCCUCAUGAAGGUAUGAAAUAUUGUCAGAGCAAUGCAGUAAAUGAGAGGUGACAAGGACUGCAGAGAAAACUGACUCUUGCUUGGAACCAGGGGCCUUCCUUUAUAGGUCUGUGAUUUUCCCACACUCAGUGCUAAAGGCUUAAUUAAGUACUUCAGAAAUGUAUCUGUGCUGUUUUACCUUCUUGAGGGGAAAGGUCGUGUUAACCAGCCCUGAAUUAUCCACUCCAAACCAUCUCUGUCAUUUUUUUAAAGAAGCCAAGUGAUGUUAUUUCAUUUUCUCCAGCCUCAUUACACACAGGGAUGCCUAAGAAUAGCAACUCUGUCUCCUCUCCUCCCCGCUGGAAAAGGCUUGGUGUCUGGCAGAGAUGAGCGAAUAGCUGGAGUUAAAUAGAAAUACAAAUUAAUAAUACAUGGAGAAUAGAGCAGAAAAGAAGGCUUCUUUGAGGCAUCCACAGCUCCUCCACGCUAGGUUGCAGCUUUCGAAGACUCUGUUUAGAAAUUGGGUGAAAUCUGAGAGCAGCACAAGGGCAGUGAGAGAGAGUUACUGCCUUUUUGGUGUUUUUUUUUUUUUUUUUUCUGUUUGUUUGUUGCUUUUUAAAGGAAAUUAAACUCCUGAAAUGCCCCCUGAAUAUGAUGAACGGUAAACUAAGAAUAUUAUCCUUGAGUUCACAAUGUAUUUAUGGGAAAGUCAAAUAAGUUUCAGAGUAAUGCAUUCACAUAAAUUAUGAACCAGUGUUCAGGGUUUCACAAUCACCCCACAGUUUUACAGUUUUUUGGCGGUGGUAUGUAUGUGUUUGCAUAAUUGAUCAUCAUUAUUUUUUAGCCCAUCUUUUUUGUGGUUUAAUUCUCACAGCCCAGCUCUUCCUUAGUUUAUAAAAUUGGUUGCAAAAAAAAAAAAAACUAAUUGGCCACUGUUUUCAACACCUUAUUAUCCAUUCUUCUCUGCUGCAGCUCUCUGCUCCCUAGUUUACAAAAAGUUUAAAAAAUAGUAAUAUAAAUGCACAGUUGUAGUUCUUUUAAAACCAGGUAAGAACUACUAAGUUCAUUUUCUGUUCUUUAUAGUUAAAUUUCAAAAGGCUCUGGAAGGCAGUGUCUGCUGGGAAGGAGCUGGAGAAGCUCAGGAGUGCAGUCCUUGGGGACUGAAAGAGCACUCCUCCUGAUCUGGACUGUUCUGUCUUUUCCUCCUCACUGGAAAGACCAGGCCAGUGUUGACUUCUUUGCUGGUUUGAUUGUUCUCUGAUAUAAUUGGUGUUAUGCAAAUUAUGAUCUGUAUGUGGACUUCUGUCACAAAUGACUUGUGGCAGAGUCUGUAAAGUUGGGAAAGUAGAAGCCAAAUGCUACACAAAGUCCUAUCUAAUUUAUCUAAAACUCUUUUUAUUUCUCUUUUAAAAUUAAAUCAAGGGGCAUGGAAUCUAACUCAGUGGUAGAGCAUUUACCUAGCAUGUGCAAGGCAUUAGAUUUGUUUCCAAUAUCAAAAAUUUUAAUAAAAAGUAACUAAGUUAAAAUCCA
Molecule: messenger RNA, 2513 nt
Organism: Cricetulus griseus (Chinese hamster)
Lineage: Eukaryota; Metazoa; Chordata; Mammalia; Rodentia; Cricetidae
Source: RefSeq, a predicted model, not a curated record